This is a messenger RNA of Meriones unguiculatus (Mongolian gerbil), 2614 nucleotides long. RefSeq names its product intercellular adhesion molecule 1 (gene Icam1). Lineage: Eukaryota; Metazoa; Chordata; Mammalia; Rodentia; Muridae. Gene Ontology annotation, cellular component: membrane. Gene Ontology annotation, biological process: cell-cell adhesion. Gene Ontology annotation, molecular function: integrin binding. The coding region runs from base 142 to 1758 and encodes 538 amino acids. The transcript is spliced from 7 exons. The record is from RefSeq and is a predicted model, not a curated record.
CCCUCAGCCCCCCGCGGCCAGCGACUAUAAAGGCAGCCGCCGCCUGGGCUGCGCCCCGCGCUGGUGCCCUGCUGCGCGCCACCUGCCCUCCGCCCCAGCCGCCCCGCGCUGGUGCCCUGCUCCGCCGCCACCUGCCCCGCUAUGGCUCCCACCCGCGCCGGGCUCCUGCCGCCUCUGCUCCUGGCCCUGGUCGCCGCUGUGAUUCCAGGUCCUGGUGGUGCUCAAACUUCCAUCCACCCCAAAGAAGCCUUCCUACCUCGUGGUGGGUCCCUGAAGGUGAACUGCUCUUCCUCUUGCAACGAGAGCCUUAAACUGGGCUUGGAAACCCAGUGGCCAAAAGUCGAGCUAGAGGGUGGACAAGGCUGGCAGCUGUUUGAACUGAGCAACAUCGAGGAAGACAGCGAUCCUCUGUGCUAUGCGAACUGUGGCGAGGUUCAGUCCUCAGUGUCUGCCAAAGUCCUCGUGUAUUCGUUUCCGGACCGCGUGGAGCUGGAACCUCUGCCGGCCUGGCAGCAGGUGGGCAAGAACCUCACCCUGCGAUGCCACGUGGAAGGCGGGGCACCGCGGGCUCAGCUCUCAGUAACGCUGCUGCGAGGGGAGGAGACGCUGAGCUCGAAGCCUCUAGUAGGGCAACCCAGGGACCCCGAGGAGAUCACAGCCACGGUGCUGGUCAGUAGAGGCGACCACGGAGCCAGUUUCUCAUGCCGCACAGACCUGGACCUCAGGCCGCAGGGACUGCCGCUGUUCUUCAACGCCUCGGUGGCCAGGCAGCUGCGGACUUUCGAUCUUCCUGUGACCAUUCCGAAGCUGGACGCCCCUGACCUCCUGGAGGUGGGCACCAGGCAGAAGCUGGUCUGCUCCCUGGAAGGCCUGUUUCCUGCCUCUGAAGCUCAGAUAUCCCUGGAGCUGGGUGGCCGAAGGCUGCCCCACGAGAUGACGAGCGGCAGAGACUUUGUGUCAGCCACCGCCUUGGUGGAGGUGACUGAGGAGACGGACGCCACCCAGCAGCUGCGCUGUGUUUUGGAGCUGGGAGACCAGAGCCUGGAGGCGCAGAGAAACUUGAGCAUCUACAACUUUCCAGCUCCGGUCCUGACCCUGAGCCAGCUGGAGGUGUCGGAAGGGAACCAAGUGACUGUGGAGUGUGAAGCCCGCGGCAGGGCGCAGGCGCGGCUGAGUGGUGCUCUACCCGGGCCACCGUCCGCGCGCGUCCAGCUCACCCUGAACGCCAGUGCCGAGGAUCACAAUCGACGCUUCCUUUGCUCUGCGGCCCUGGAGGUGGCUGGGCAGCUGCUGUUUAAAAACCAGACCCUGGAACUCCAUGUGCUGUACGGUCCCCGGCUAGAUGAGAGCGACUGCCUGGGAAACUGGACCUGGCCAGAGGGGUCUCGGCAGACUCUGAAAUGCCAAGCCUGGGGGAACCCAUCCCCCAACCUGACCUGCAGCCGGAAAGCGGAUGGCGCCCUGCUGCCCAUCGGGGUGGUGGAGAAUGUCAGACGAGAGAUGAACGGUACCUACGCGUGCCGUGCUGUGAGCUCCCAUGGGAAUGUCACCAGGGAUGUGACCCUGACGGUGCUUUACACAGACUACCACCGGAAUAACUUGGCCAUCAUCAUCGUUCUGUUGACCCUGCUGGCCACUUUGGGCCUUGGGGCCUGGGCCUUUUAUCUUUAUAACCGCCAGAGGAAGAUCAGGAUAUACAAGCUACAGAAGGCUCAGGAGGAGGCCAUGAGACUCAAGGCACAAGCCCCACCUCCCUGAGCCCCCAGGAUACCCACACCUCCCUGCCCCCCUCGAGGGGCAGCAGCUGCUGAUUUUGAACAGAGAAAUUUGCCCUCACCCACCUCCUCAGGCUGUGACAGGACAGGAUGGUGGCCUCAGGUCGUACUUCCCCCUGCCUCAGGACUCGAAGCCUCAGGCCUAAGAGGAGGAGGACAGGACGGGUAAGACUAUGAGGGUGUGUGUGAUCUGGACAUACCCACAGCCAUGUUGGGCCUUCAGCCAGGAAAUGCUGACUUCAUUCCCUACUGCCCGUCCUGAGGGCCCCUGCCUGAGGAAGAAGUGAUAGUCAAGAGACACAAGCACGAGUCAGAGAAGCCCGAGACCGUCCUUCCUCUGACAGACAGGAAAACUGGGACAUCGUCUCUUCGUGAUGAUGUAUUUAUUGAUUCACAGUUUUACCUGCUAUUUAUUGAGUACUCUGCACAGGAGCUAGAGCGGUGAGCUGCCGAACAUACAGGUUCCCGUCUGGACACCGCUUCUAGGGCUGCACACAAAACAGCAGCCCGGGGAAAUGAGGGCACAGGGCUAGGGUUCUGUGUGGGCCAGCGGGGUGCUCUCCCCCAGGCCUCCGCACCCUGGAUGCCCAGCACCAGCAUGGGCAGCCACCUCCCAUGGCAGACAUUCUUGCCUUUGUUCCCAGCGGCAGCCACGGCCUUGGCAGAUGAACAGUGGAGUCUCAUGCUCAUGAAAUUAUGGUCAAUCUUGCAUGGCCUCACCCCCCCAGAGGAAGUCCGGAAGGAGAUGCGCCACUUUGGAGGGUCUUGGGAGCUGUGGGGGCCGCCCCUCCCAGCACAGAAGCCUUCCCUUGUCUCAAUAAAGUUUUAUGUUGGCCUCA